ACCACACUUGCAGGAGACCAAAUACUAUUAUAACACUAGGCUACGACGCGCGAACCAACUCUCCUGCAUAUUACGUUCAAAUGGCAGUUGUUACACAAAAAUGAUUGAUAGUAGAAUAAACACUCUAAUCGACCAAAUCCAAUUACAGAGAAUUGGAACUGAGAGGGCGCUUGGGCGUCUGGAGUCCAUCAGUUCCACUAUAAUGGAUACGCACGGGAACCAAAACGUGAGGCGACUCUCGGAAUGAACUACACAAACUUGCAAGGACAAGUGACCAACGUCAAACCUCAUUAUCAGCCCAGCGCGCAAUCCUUGCGGCUCAUCAUUCUGCUGAUUCUAGUCAUGGGGGUGGCCCCAUCCCCAGCUCUGACAGCGGGAUGCCCGGCACGAUGCAUAUGCGAUGACCAGCUGGUGGUCCAGUGCGCCGGGCAGCACCUCACCGCCUUCCCCACUGACCUGCCGCUGGCCACGCGGCAGCUCAUCAUCUCCAACAAUCGCAUCGUGGAGCUGCCGCCGUUGCAGCUCAACUACCUGUCGGACUUGGUGUACUUGGACUGUAGCAACAAUUCCCUGACGGAGAUUUCUAUGUCCACAUUCGGGAACCUGGAGAAGCUUGCUUACCUGGACUUGUCCUUCAACACCUUAACGCGGAUAGAGGACAGGACGUUCGGGCCGCUCUCUAGCCUCGUGAUGCUGAGAAUGACGGACAACCCCGGCCUGUCGGAUAUUCACCCGGACGCUUUCGCAAAGAACUCGGCGCUGCAGGUGCUGGACGUGAGCCGGAACAACCUGACGGUGCUCAACAUCAGUUCUCUCAUCGCGCUGCCCAUCCUGCGCUCGGUCGGCCUCAGCGGGAAUUCCUGGAGCUGCGACUGCGAUAACGAGGACCUCUGUCUCUGGGUUCACAUCGAGGCAUUCAAGUUUCAAGAUGAGGGCCAGACGGUGUGCCGUGGUCCUCCUGAUCUGCAGGGGCAGCGUCUGGGUGAGCUGGGGCUGCAGCUGCGGUCGCGGUGCCACCAGGGCCUGGGUUCUUGGGACUACCUGUUCUUCCUCGCCAUCGGCUUCGUUAUCUUCGCGGCAGGAACGAUGUCGGCGUGGGCAAUCGGCGUGGUCAUGGUACUGUAUGAACGCUAUGUCAAGAAGAAGAGCGAGCAGAUGGACCCAGAUGACGAGGUUGAACAGGACGCAGGACCUGGCACGGGGGGCGCAGGGGGUCACCAUGCCAACCCACGAGGUAAUGGGGAUUUGAAAAACACUGGUCACAUGGUGGUAUGACUCCACCCUGUCCCACAGCCUCCCUACCGACUGUGCCUCGGAACCUACAGAACUACAAAACCUUUGAUGUCAUAAAAUGACAGAGGUUAAGAAGAAACUACAAAGCAGAGCACACUGGGAUUAAUGGAUUAAUAAAAUACAGAAGAGAGACAACGCAGAAAUGUGCCUGAUUUUCAUGGUGAUUGAGAGUUGAAUGGUCAUAAUUCCUUAAAGUCCCAGUGCACAGUGUUUUGUAUCAUAUUGUACAACAGCUGAUGAAUCUAACUUUGUAAAAGUGUGACAAAAUGUGAUCAGUGUUAUUUACUGAUAGUUGAUGGUUGAAAAUACAAUCUAAAUAGGACCUUCUAAAUCAGCAGGUUUUGCAUGGAUGGAGUUUUGGCUUGCUUGGUGACAUCACCGGGUGGUUAAGUUAUAGACCAAUAACAAAGUGACUUCCAAACCAGGUUACAUGUCUCUCCCAUUAGGUUCCGCCAAUUAGGCCCCUCAAUCAGACCACUCCCAGACAGUU
Molecule: messenger RNA, 1783 nt
Organism: Salvelinus namaycush (lake trout)
Lineage: Eukaryota; Metazoa; Chordata; Actinopteri; Salmoniformes; Salmonidae
Product: leucine-rich repeat-containing protein 52-like
Exons: 3
Coding region: 244-1275 (343 amino acids)
Cellular component (GO): voltage-gated potassium channel complex
Molecular function (GO): voltage-gated potassium channel activity; transmembrane transporter binding; potassium channel activator activity
Source: RefSeq, a predicted model, not a curated record